AUGGUGCGCUCGUCUUUCACUGACCAGCAACCCUCGGAACAUGGCCGGGUCAACACCCUGGUCAUGCCCCCCGAGAAGCACAUCAGCGUCCCCAAGAACGAGCUCCGCCUCGCCCUGAAGAACCGCCUCGAGCUGACAGACCGGGAGAUGUUUGACGACCUGGUCAAACUCAUCGAGGGCGUCGCGUCGUUUGACUUUGUAGACAUCAAGCGCCGCAUGCGGGCCAACUUCCUGCCGUUCGCGUGCGGCGCGCGCGGCGAGGCGUACGUGCAGCGCGCGGGCAAGGGGGUGCCGUCGGCGUCGGAUUUGGACGCCAAGGUGUGUGGGGUGGCCUGA
Monoraphidium neglectum is the source of this 336-nucleotide messenger RNA. RefSeq lists its product as hypothetical. The record is from RefSeq and is a predicted model, not a curated record. The transcript is spliced from 2 exons. Bases 1 to 336 code for a protein of 111 amino acids. NCBI's taxonomy places the organism in Eukaryota, Viridiplantae, Chlorophyta, Chlorophyceae, Sphaeropleales, Selenastraceae.